AAAAGUCUGACAUAAAUGUUGUGUUAUGUUGCAGGUAGAGUUGUUCUGAGAGACUGCACAGCAUAUUCAGGAAUUGAGUGCCGUUCUUGUGAGCUGGGGACCUUUAUGAACCAACCCAAUGGCCUGUAUAACUGUUUCCCCUGCACAUUAUGUGAUACAGGUCGUGGUCUCUUUGUCAAGCAGAAGUGUACAGCAACAACUGACACAGUGUGUGACGUUUUCAAUGGAUAUUACUGCAAAGGUUUGACAGACAGUAACGGAUGUAGUUUGGCAGAGAAACAUUCACAGUGUGCAGCUGGUCAGAGGAUAAAAGAACCUGGAACCAGCAGAAGUGACACAGUAUGUGAAGACUGUCAGCCAGGCUUUUUUUCCAAGGACGGUGUGAACUGCACAGGUUGGAAAACUUGCUCUGAGAGCCAGAUUAAAGUUGAAGAAGGAAGCUCAACCAGUGACGUUGUCUGUGAAAGCCCAUCAAGACAUCGUUAUUUUUUUAUUUCAUCUGUUGUGCUUUUACUAAUAAUAGCAAUUUGCCUUGUGACAACAGGAUUUGUGAAAGCAAGGAAACUGCUCAAAUAAUUGCUCAGGGACUACCCAUGAUGCCUGAGAAUGCGGACCUCAUGUUCGCCAUCUCUCCUCCAUUUGGCUAGCAGGAUUGAUGUCCUGACAUUGAUGAUGGCUUCACCUGGUUCGGGACUCAUUGUCCAACGUGGCACUUACACAGAUGUGCACAGCUGUUUAAUCAAAGUGAUGCUGCAGUCGUCUGUUGAGGGUGCUGACCAGCCAUCACCAAUUUCUCUGCUUGAUGCUCGCUCCAUUAUAGACAAACCAUUUAUUCUAAACGAUCCCUUCAUCAAGGAGUCUCCAGACUUCAUGCUCCUGACUGAGACAUCGCAGCAGGACAUGGAUCAUGUUUAUUUUGAGGAGAUCUGCACAGCUGGCAUUUCCAUCAUUGUAACUGGGUGUCUUUGGGGAUGUGGCAGAGGACUUUCUGCUGUGUACCAGCACAGACUCACAUGCAGGCUGAUGAAGUCAGACUCUAUUUCUUCAUUUAAGUUACAGAUGAUUAGGGUCGGUUCUUUGAAAACCUUUUAUUGUAUUUCAGUCUACCGACUUCCUGGUGUUGCCAGAGUAUUU
Messenger RNA from Neolamprologus brichardi, 1134 nucleotides. The record is from RefSeq and is a predicted model, not a curated record. NCBI's taxonomy places the organism in Eukaryota, Metazoa, Chordata, Actinopteri, Cichliformes, Cichlidae.